CGCCAUGGGCGCGAUGCUGUGGUGGGACCAACUGCGGGCCGGCAGCUCCGAGGUGGAUUGGUGCGAGGACAACUACACCAUCGUGCCCGCCAUCGCCGAGUUCUACAACACGCUCAGCACCAGAGUCAUCUGAGUGGUGUAUCGUCUGUGUUUGAGGGUGUGUGGUGAAACAGUCUGCUUUCUUUGUUUCUGAUGUCACUGUGCAAGAACCAAAAACAAAGGGAGGAAAAGAUAAGCAACGUCUUGUUUUUUGUUUUACCACCCAUAUGCAUGUGCUUAUUCCGUCAAUAUGCAACCUGCUUCAACAGCGGAAUAUAUUUAAUAUGGACUCUACUAGUUGUGGUCGGAAUUGGAUCUGUUUACUUUCAUGCCACCCUCAGUUUCCUGGGCCAGAUGCUGGAUGAGCUGGCUAUACUGUGGGUUCUUAUGUGUGCUCUUGCCAUGUGGUUCCCUAGAAGAUAUCUACCAAGAGUUUUUCGGAAUGACAGGAGCCGGUUUAAAGCUGCUGUUGGUGUCCUGUCUGGAGUUACUACCUGCCUUGCCUUCAUUAAACCUGCCAUUAACAACAUCUCACUAAUGACUCUGGGUGUUCCUUGCACAGCUUUACUCAUUGCUGAGUUGAAGAGGUGUGAAAACCUGCGUGUGUACAAACUUGGUCUGUUUUCAGGUCUUUGGUGGAUGCUAGCACUUUUCUGCUGGAUCAGUGACAAAGCUUUUUGUGAAAUUUGGUCGUCAUUUAACUUCCCCUAUUUACACUGUGUAUGGCACAUUUUGAUUUGCCUUGCGGCUUACCUAGGCUGUGUCUGUUUCGCUUACUUCGACGCUGCCUCCGAGAUCCCUGAGCAGGGCCCAGUCAUAAAGUUCUGGCCAAGUGAGAGAUGGGCAUUCAUUGGUGUUCCGUACGUCACCCUCCUCUGCGCACACAAGAAAUCACCAGUGAAGAUCACAUGAAGUUAGCUGUGGAGUGGGAUGGAUUUUCAACUUUCAUUCCAGCUCAGACAGUAUCUAAAACAAUGAUAAAUGAAUAGGGUUGUAUUUUAUCUUCUUAAGAUAAGCAGCCUUCCCAAGUCGUAGAAACAGGUGGCAACUGUGUUCUUUCUCCUCCUUCCAGAGAAGAGAGAGGUAACAGGAACAUGAAAGCCCUUGAACUAUUUUCUCUGGUUGGCUCUAUUUUGCACUUUUUUUUAAAAUGUAGCAUUUCAUUUGAUAAAAAUUUUUUCCAAGUGUCAAUAAGUAGAAAUGGAGCCCCUGCAGUAGAUCAUUUUUCAUGCUUGGCUCAGUUUUGUUAACCUCUGUCUUGAGGCAUUCUUUAUAAGAGAAACUUAUCAGAGGCCUGCUGCCAUUUUUGUGUCCUCAGCUCUGAUGUGUGUGUCCUUCUCGGCUGAGAAGUAGAUGUAAUUGCACAUCGGCCACAAGGGCGUGCUCAUGUUCCUCCCAUCCUGGAGUGUAACGCAGGGAGUCUGGAUGUGCAUCAAUUUGGAUCAGAAAGCAUUUGAUUGUUUCCCCAAGUACAGCAGGAGAUUGAAAAAUGAUUAUCACUGGAUAUCUGGCUCAAAGCAAUUAGACAGUGUAAGUCUGGAAAUAGCUGACAGAAGAUCCAGUCCCUAAAACUAAAUAGGAAUUCAGAGGUUUUGAAUGUUCCUGUAUUUCCGCUGAUUUGUGGACGUUAACAUGCUGCACGUUUUCCUUUUACAGAAAUGUUGUGGAAAUCCUUCUCUACCUCUGCAGACAUGUUUGGUAUUGAAUUUGUUAUUGAAGCUUACACAGAAAUAUGUCAGAGCACAGAUCACCAAAAUUGACAAUGUGGUUAAAUUGCUAAGACUCCUGAGGUAUCUAGCUGUAUAUUUAAUUUGAGAGUUAACUUCUCAGCAAAGCUUUGCAAAGUGACAUAAACAGUAGUCCAGUAGUGCUCUGCUGAUGAUAUUUAGGAAAAAAAUAGGUAGUAUCGGUACCUGCUUAAAAACAAAGAGAAAAGACAGAUUUCAGUAAUCAAUGGAAUGUGAUAUUCAGUCUUGCAGCGUUAGAAAGGAAUAGUAGAUUCAAGCUUUCUGUUUGUUUUCAGCUUUUUUUGUAAGGGGUGCAGUUAGUUUAAAGUUUUACAUUGGGAUUUAAGUUCUGGAAUGCCUAUGGUUCUUGCAAGCUAUUAAUGCUAGAUCUGAUAACAAAACAGUGCAAAGCACAGGUAAGUUUUUUAGUUGUGAUUACUUGGAGAAAAUGGGGUCUACUUAAAUUCUACCAAAUAUCAGAACUGUAUGUAGGUUAAGGAUUUAGAUGUGCGUUUUUAGUUAAGUGAUAUUUCCUUGUUGGAUACUAGACCAAGAAAUAACAUUUUCUCUAUGUUUUGCUA
Messenger RNA from Tympanuchus pallidicinctus (lesser prairie-chicken), 2347 nucleotides. It is a transcript of the gene ACER2, whose product is annotated as alkaline ceramidase 2. Bases 193 to 951 code for a protein of 252 amino acids. The record is from RefSeq and is a predicted model, not a curated record. The transcript is spliced from 7 exons. Gene Ontology annotation, molecular function: hydrolase activity, acting on carbon-nitrogen (but not peptide) bonds, in linear amides. Gene Ontology annotation, cellular component: membrane. Gene Ontology annotation, biological process: ceramide metabolic process. Lineage: Eukaryota; Metazoa; Chordata; Aves; Galliformes; Phasianidae.